Molecule: messenger RNA, 13605 nt
Organism: Pelobates cultripes (western spadefoot toad)
Lineage: Eukaryota; Metazoa; Chordata; Amphibia; Anura; Pelobatidae
Source: the annotation of a GenBank genome assembly
GCCAAAGCUGUGUCCUAAAAUAGCACCCCUCUUUCCCCAGCCCAAGCCCUGUCAUUGUAAGUUUGUGAGUGUGCUUUCAUUUGCACUGAACCUUUCAGGAUGAAAGUUGGAAUAGUGGCUUUGGUAGCUGGUCUCAUCGGUGGAGUUGGGAUCCUACUGUUUUUUACUGCAUUUGGGACAGAUUACUGGCUCCUGGCAACAGAAAACUGUGGGGUCAUCGAUGAAAGCAUUUCUCCAGCAGAGGUAAUGAUCAAGGAAUGCUACGGGGAAGGGGGAUAUUUAUUCACUAAACUUGGAAUAACAGGAAUGGAACAUUUUAGACCAAAAUAGUGAAAAUUUGGAGAAUAAUUUAAGUGUGGGUAGAUUGGCCUGAAAUCUCCAAUUCCCUUGCCAGUUUUCCACAAGUUUCGUGUUUAAACUUAUCUGUUUGUGUAAGUGUGUCCAGACCUACAAAUAAUUAAACACAAUAUUUUAAAGAGGUAACAUAACUCCAUAGCAGUCUUUCUACAUUAGUGUUUUGGAGCUGUUUUUAUUUACCUGGUCACAUUAUGAAAUAUAUUUGUAUGUCUGCCCUCUUCGGGUCAUGAGAAUGAGGUGGAAAAUUAGCUGAGUUAGAUAAUGUCUCCAAACUGGGGAUUUUAGAGAAUUUCAGCUAUGCUAUUUUGGCCUACAAAUAUUCAAUCCCCAAGUUAAUUCCAUACAAAAUCAAGUUUAGUUCAUUGAUUAAAGACUAGUUGUAAAAUUUUAAAUAAUUAUAACAUGUAUUAAUUAUAACAUGUUUUAAAGACCAACCGGGUAGGACUAGUUAGAGCCAUGAAGGUUUUUUAAUAUACACUUUUAAUAUACACUACUCAGACACAACAUUAAAUAUAUAAAUAUAAAUAUAUAUAUAUAUAUAUAUAUAUAUGUAUAUAUAUAUUGUGUAGGUCCUACCCAUGCUGCCAAUAUAAGCUCUAAAUGCGUUGAGGCUUGGACUCCACAAGAUAUCUGUCCAUGUCUUGUGGUAUCUGGCAUCACAAGACAUUAGCAUCAGAUUUUUAAAGUCCUGUAAGAUGCAAGAUAGGGCCUCCAUGGAUCAGAUAUUUUGUUCCAGCACAUCCCACAAAUCAAAUGGAUUGAAAUCUGGGGAAUUUUGAGGCCAGGCAACACUUUGAACUCUUCGUCAUGUUUCUCAAACCAUUCCUGAGCAGUUUUUGCAGUGUGACAAGGCGCAUAAUCCUGCUGAAAGAGGCCACUGCCAUCCAGGGCCAUCUUUAACGUGGGGCAAAUGGGGCAGCUGCCCUGGGCUCAGUUGCACUGAGCUCAGGGGGGCCCAGUGCAGCUUCCCCAUGGAACCACUGCCCAUAUCCAGUAAAAAAAAAAUUCCCUCCAUUGGCCCAAGGUGCUGUUAUUGCAGCUGCACCAGGGCCCACACACUAAGGGUGCCCACCGGGUGGCCCAUACCCGUGAGCAUGUCUCAGCAGGGGCCCUGUCAGGUGCUGUGGCCCCUUAAACAGCAGCAGCAUGCAAGGAAGUGAUGGCCAUGAGUCACUUCCUCCCACAGAGACGAUGAGUGUCGAGGGGGGACUCAGCAAGGAGAGCCAGACCCCAACUCCCAAGCACCCCAACCAGCACACUGGACCCCAGGAAAGGUACCUGCAAAGACAGGAAACUGGAUUUAAGAGUGUAAAGUUUUGUGCGUAUGUAUCUGUGUGUCUGUAUGUAAGUGUGUGUAUCUGUAGUGUCAGUGUAUCUGUAUGUGUGUCAGUGUGUUUAUCUGUGUUGUCAGUGUAUCUGCAUGUGUGUCAGGUUGUGUAUGUGUGUCAGUGUGUAUAUCUGUGUAUCUGCAUGUGUUUCAGUGUGUGUAUGCAUGUGUAUCACAGUGUGUGUUUGUGUGUUUGGCAGUACAUGUGUAUAUGUGCAUAAAUCUCAACAUUCAAAUGACAACACUACACACAAAUUAAUUCCAGAAUUCAAACUUCAACAGUAAAUACAAACACACCUCUUUGUUAAACAGCAACAUUAUAUAUAAGCACACCCCUGCAUUCAAAAACCAACACCAAGCAUAAAUGCAUGCUUGCAUUCAAAUGCCAUCUCCUCAUACAAACACACCCUUACACUCACACAGACAUACUCCAUACACAAACAUGCUUACAUUUAAACACACAAACACUACUCAGUGCUAAAUACAACCCUGCAUGCAUGGGAAAAUGGUAGAGCCCCAGCUGUCAAAGCAUUGUUAGAGUUGCAUGACAGAGGGUGAUCUACCUUUUGGCCACCCUUGCAAUGGGUAGGGUGCUUGAUUGCAUCCCAGGGAGUGGGGGGAACAGGGUCCAUGGGGCCCACGCAAAUGCUUGCCCAGGGUCCAAUCAAUAUUAAAGACGGCCCUGCUGCCAUCAGGGAACACCACUACCAUGAACGGAUGUACAUGGUCUGCAGCGUUCUGUAGGUAGGUGGUUUGUGUCAAAGUAACAUCCACAUGAAUGCCAGGACCAUAGGUGAGAAAAGAGAGAAAGCGUGGAAGCUCAGAGAGCACUCAAAAAUGGGGUUAACCCAUGGUAAACUACCUAGGUAGUGAGCAAAAAAAGGGAAAAGACUUAGAGUGCUCUAAAUGUAAUAAAUUUAAAAAUUAACUUUUAUUCAUAUAGAUGUAAAAAGAAAGGGAAGGGGGAGAAAACAAGGUACUAAAUAUAUGGGUGUAUAUCUAAAGUCUAAAAGUCGAAAAUACAUACACCAAUAUAAAUUGCUAAAUGUUUAAAAGACAAUACAAUCACAAUAAUGUUUACAAACAUAAUGCACAAAAUCUGAGUGAACAAUGUGGUGACAUCUCCAGUCUCAAAAUUAUUCAACUCCCUGGAUAGAAUCUCUCACAACAUCAGAAAUAUGCAAAACAGGUUUCAAGCACACCUGAUGCAACUAAUAUCAUGUAGGUCACACUUGUGCUGAGAGAAAUAGCUCUGAUGUAUCUAGGCAUGGACCCCACAAGACCUCUGAACAAGUCCUGUAGUAUGUUGCACCAAGACAUUAGCAGCAGAAUCAUUUAAGUCCUGCAAGUUGUGAGGUGGGGCCUCCAUGGGUCAGAUUUGUUGUUCCAUCACAUCCCAGAAAUCCUCAGUUGGAUUGAGAUCUGGGGAAUGUGGAGGCCAAGACAACACCUUGAACUUUUCAACAUGUUCCUCAAACCAUUGUUUACAUAACAAUAUUUGCAGUGUGGAAGAGUGCAUUGUCCUGCUGAAAGAGGCCACUGCCUCAGGGACAUCAAUUGCCAUGAAGUGGGGUGUAUGUGGUCUGCCACAAUCUCUAGGUAGGUGGUACUGGUCGAAGUGACAUCCACUUGAUUGCCAGGACCAUAGGUUUUCCAGCAGAAAAUUGCCCAGAGCAUAAUACUGCCUAAGCGGGCCUACCUUCGUUGCAUAGUGUUUCCUGCUGCCAUCUCUUCCCUAGGUAAAUGAUGAACACGCACUCAGCCAUCCACUUGAUCUAAAAAAAACAUGAUUCAUCAGAUCAGGAAACCUUCUUCUAUUGCUCCAUGGUCCAGUUCUGACACUCACAUCCCAAUUGAAGGCACUUUUGGUGGUGGACAGGGGUCAUCAAGGACACUCUGACCAGUCUGUUGGUACACAGCCCCAUAAGCAGCAAACUAGUAUGCGCUGUGUGUUCUGACAUCUUUCUAUCAUGAUCAGCAUUGCGUUUUUCAGAAAUUUAAGCUACUGUAGCUCUUCUGUUUAAUCAGAACAGACGUUAGCCGUGGGCGCCCAUGACAUGGAAGCCAGUUCACUGGUUGUCCUUCCUUACACCACUUUUGGCAGAUACGAACCACUGCAUAUCGGGAACACCCCACAAGACUUGCUGUUUUGAAGAUGCUCUGACCCAAUUGUCUAGCCAUCACUGUUUGGCCCUUGUCAAAGUCACUCAGAUAUUUCCACUUACCCAUGUUUCCUGCUUUCAACACAUGAUAUUCAAGAACUAACUGUUCACUUGCUGCCUAAUUUACCUCCCCUCCCUCCCACCUUGGGCUGGUGCCAUUGUAACAAUAUAAUCAAUGUUAUUCUCUUCAACUGUCAAUGGCUUUAAUGUUGUGGCUGAUCAGUGUACGUACAUUGUACAAACAGGUUAAUCAAACAGUGUUGAAGCUGCAACAGGGCCCUGAAGUCCCUAAGUAAAAACUGGUUCUAACCAAAGGGGUCAUUGAUGUAGGCCAAUAUUGCAUUGUAUAUGUAACACUUUUUGCACCAAGUGUAAAAUGUAGCCUGUUGACUCCUAACAAUCACUAUGCCUAUCACUAGUUUGUUGUCAAUAUUCUAUUGAAGGAAGUUAAUUUUCAUCACCAACAGUGCAGGUUUAUAUUGUCUUUUAUUGUCACUAUUGAUACAUUUUUUAUUAUUAUUUUAUCUAAUUGGAUUAGAUUUCAUAACCAGGUAAGACUGUUACAUUCAUUGUAAUGGGAUUUCUACCCACUUUUUUGGUAUACAGUGCAGAAGAGAUACGUCUUAGCUCUGGUUCUAGCUCCCUUGCAACAUUUAUCAGACCCUCUUGGGUCUUAGUGUCUGAUUUAGGUUCAAAUGAUAGCCUUGAAUGCUCAGACAUAUAGUGCAAUAUAUGUCAAUAUACUGAGUUAGAAGCUGGUUAUAUGUAUUUGAGGAUUGAGUGUAAUGACGAUCAUAGAUAAACUACUCUGAAUUUUAGUCACCUUACAAGCCUGCAUUCUGUAAUUUGCUCACUCUGUUGUUAUGAAUUAUAGGAAGGAAGACAGAUAGUGUAUUUACAGGGACACUAUAAGCACCAAAACUUUACAUUAAUGGAAUGAUGUUUGUGUAUGGAUCAUGUUCCUGCUGUCUCAUGAAUUAAAUCAUGUUGUUUAUACAGCCCUAGUCACUCCUUCCCUGCAUGUGACCUACACAGUCUUGACACACAUUUCCUGUAAAGAGAGUUCUUAAGUUUAAACUUUAUUGCACAUUCUAUUUAAUUUAGAAUGUUUUAUCUCCUGCUCUGUUAACAGCUUGCUAGACCCUACAGGAGCCUCCUUUGUGUGAUUAAAGUUCAAUAUACAGAACAGGAGAAACAAAGCUCUAAAGUAAACACACUGUACAGAUUAAAAAGGAAACUUUUUUUUUUUCGUGAAGGCUGUGUCAAACAAAAAUGAUUUAACUCCUAAAUGACAGGGAGACUGCAGGGGCAUUAUCUAUUCACCAAAACUACUUAAUUAAGCUAAAGUUGUUUUGGUGCUUAGAGUAUCCAUUUAAUCUAUUAUAGGUAAUAUUAAUUUGUAACACGAUUAAUCUUAAAAUGUAUUAUCAAAUAUGUCAUAAUGUUUAUGAUUAAAAUUUGGGAUGUAACCUCUCUGAUUAUCAAGUGCUGAACAACAUACGGAAAUUAACAUAAAACAUAUGGUAUAUUCAUUCAUGUAAUUUGCUACCUAGAUAUAUAAAAUAGGAAGGACACUAAGCCCAUGUAUAUCAGAUCCACCCAGCCGGAGAGAUAGUAUAUUGCUUUGAAUCUUCUAUUUGGGCCAAACAGCUCUGUAAAAAUGGUGGCACCAACACGGCCAAUGUGCGAAAAUUGAGCGGGACAUGUAAUUGUUAAUAAGACAAAGCUAAGAACUGGUUUUGGACUCUGAUAUAGCGACAAAUCUGUAGGCUUAAUAUUAUGUGAAGGGAAUAAAUCCCAAUGGUCGUAUUUAACCUUUAGUGUUAUGUAUAAAAAAACAAACCCAAAACAUACAUAAAAUGGUUAUUUCUCCAUACUUUUGAGAAUAUUAAAUAAUACAAACACUGUUAACACAUCACUAUGCUCGUAUCCUUGCGAGGUACAUUUGAGUGCAUGUAUUGACAACUGCAUGGACACUGUGUGCAUCCAAGAACCUUACCCUACGCACAUGCAGACACCAUCUGAAUUGUGUACCCAUCCUGUGUUGUAAGAGGAAGGAACAUUAGACAACCUGAGAGAUUUGCUAUUUAUAAGCUAUAUAAAGACCAGUUUGGGAGUUAACAGGCUCAUUUAUUUUCAUCUCUUUUCACAACAGAAUAUAAGUGACCCCAGGAUACCCACCCUGUACUUUCACCACGAAGGCUUCUUUUGGCGGUGCUGGUUUAAUGGGGAUGACGUUCAGGAGACCAUUUGGAACUUUUGGUUCAGUAAGUGUAACUGUUUAAUGUAGUAAAUGUAUAAAAGGUAUGGGACAGCUGUCUUUUAUUCUUUUGAAACUUUUAAUGUUAAUCCGAGAAUGACUGUUUCAGAAAGUAGACACAUAUAAACCAUUGUUGUCUGAUUCCUAUGCCAACAAGAAGUGUUAUAAUAUCCCAGAUGUCCCCGAACUACAUUUCCCAUGAUGCCGAGACAGUCUAAAGGUUAUAUGAGCAUCAUGGGAAAUAUAGUUCAGCUUUCGCAUUUAUAGUGUAAAAAAUGUUUCCUUAAAGGAGCACUCCAGGCUGUAAUUGACGUGUACAUUUUAUAAUAAAUGCAUUUUAAAAUAAGUUAAAACAACAAAUUUAAAAAACAAGGAGUGAAAAAGAAACUAAUUUUAAUGUUCUUUAUUUCUGUGGAUGUCCUACACAUCAGUCUUGAACUUUGCCCAAUCCAAGAAGUAACUUGGCCAAUGAGUAGUCUAGACUCAUUGCAAUCUCUGGAGUUUGAACUGACACAUCAGUAUAAGGAUUAAAAUGUAAUGGCAAAAGCUGAUUAGCAGACGUCAAAGCACUGUAUGCCCAUACUACAACUACCAGAAUCCUCUUUCCUGCUUUCGGAUAACAUAUACAGCUGUGCUAUUGGUCAUGGCAGGUUAGGAGGAAUGGACAGAAAUUGAUAACAAAUAUGUUUUUUUGCAAGGUCUGAAAGAUAUAAUUAAAUGCAGAAAUCCACACUACUGUGUCCACCCUUAGUGCCUCCAUCUUGGCUUGCUGUCAGCCAUUAUUUUAAACUCUGCCCUUUUCAUCCGUCAGUCAGCACAGAGACAGGAGGAAAAACAAUGUUUCUGAGUCAAACAGUUUGACAAAAAGCAGAGCUCCCCCAGGCACCCAUGGCCUGGUGGCUUGCUUGCUGUAUUGCUAAUGUAGAAGCUACCCUUUCAACAUUAACAGUUUUGAAAAUACUUUGAUAGCAAUGAUAGGCUAAACCAGGGGUAGGCAGCCUUUAUGCACUCCAGAUUUUGUGGACUACAUCUUCCAUACUGCUCCUACAGCAUUCUAAAACAUCUGGAGUGCCGAAGGUUGCCUAUCUCUGGGCUAGACCCAUCAGCUGAUGUAUUCAACCUUAAACUGCUGUCCAUACAUGGACCAAAGUAACAUCGCUAAAGCAGAUGGGAAACGUAACAGGUGACCGAGAUACCUUGUUUGUUGUCAAAGCACUUAAUACAGUUUGACACAGAACGACGGGCCAGCACUCACAGCCUGCUAACUCCCUAACACAUACAAAUGUCCGCUGUAUGGUUUAUGGUGUACUUCUUUUUAUUGUCCAAUGUUUUAUUAUUUAAUAUGGGUGUUUUUUGUAUGGGCUGAAUUUACUCCUAGUCACGUGAAAAAAAAUCCAACUUUCUUAGUCCACAAUCAUUUCAUUUAUUAUGGGUGUACUCAUGAAUCACGUAUGAUUAGGUUAGUACUUGGCCAAUCAGAUUGCAGUGUAGGACUGGGCAGAUCAAGGCAUGUGCUUUUAAUGACAGCUUAGGCUACUGUUUCUCUGUGUUGAAGCUUAGAGAAUUUCUCCAGUCUUUGAGUGAUACUAAAAGACAGAAGCACAUUUGCAGUGACUCAUUUACUUAGAAUGUUGUGGGGUAAAAGAUCCAGCCUCCUCUCUGUAGGAGACCAACUGUUCAUUAACCACAUAUACCAGUCUCUAACAGCAGAUAGCUGAUUCUACACUCAUUCAUUAAACAUUGAGUUGAGGUACAUUGACUGCUGAGUAAAAUAGCGACAAAAAUUCAUAUUCAGUAUUUUCAGUUUGAUGAUUCGUGCCUAAAUGUGUAGGUCAGUCAGCCUAAGUCAGCUGUUAACUCUCUGAUUAACAAAUAAAUCUUAAAUGUGAUAUUCCCAUAACUAUAUCAUCCUGAUUUAGUUAAAAUAUAUAUUUUUUAAAUAUUAAUGUUGUCCAUUAAUAUAUAAUGCACCAUAACACGGUCACCAAUUUCCUUAAAGAAACAGUGUAGUGGGAAUUUAUCACUUUUUUUUAAAAAUACAUUACAACAGUAUCACAUUAAAAUACAAGAUAAAUGCUUUAACCCCUUAAGGACCAAACCUCUGGAAUAAAAAGGAAUCAUGACAUGUCACACAUGUCAUGUGUCCUUAAGGGGUUAAAAUACAUAUACUCACUUUGGACUGUUACUCUAAUUAGCCAAUCCAUUCUUUCAAACUCUCCUCCAGUGAUGACACGUCAGUCAGGAAAUUGUUUAGAUUUAUCAGCCAAUUUGAUAAUCGUAGAGAAAUCGAGUGCAGUGAAGUCACUUGCGAUAUCCCAUUCGUUGGAAAAAUAAUAACAAUACAAAGUGGUCAGAUGAAAGGAAGUCUCUCCGGAGCCCAAUUUACGUUCAGUGGGAUUUGAUUUCUUUUGUAGUAGCUCCGUGUUGCUGGUGUGUCUAAGUGUAUAACAGAGAUAAAUUACAAUAAAUGUGUUUAGAAAUCAGUCUGUGUAAAUAUGAUACUUUGUUCUUGCUCUAAAUUCAAUUUUAGUUGUAUACAUUGUUAUAAGUAUGUCACCUAAGAUUUCACACCCCGACAUUUAAAGUGUCCCUCUUUGUCCAGUUGAGAUUUUGGGAGGUGUGCUGCUACUGGAACUACAAAAGUCUACUUUAACUGCACAAACUUUUUAAUCCAGAUCUCGACCCUGGUACAGUUAAGGCUGUAAUGAUAGGUAUAAAUCCAGUAUAAGGCAACAAUCUAUAAUUUACUCAGUGACACACAGUCUGUCUGAGACCAUGGGAUCUGGGAAAAUAUCAGUUCUCUAACAUUUGAUGCAAGACGGCCACUUGAAAUUGACCAGUAUUUGUUCUAUUCAGUUCCAGAUAAGUUCAAGAAUGUUUGAGAAAGUUAACGUGAAAAUGUCAACUUAAGCCACCUUGAACUGACCUUUAAAUCCAUCUUGAUGCUGUUUGACUGUCAGAUAUUGCUUCUCCAAUUUCAGCCAAGGAGUAGCCAAUUAGCACCAAUAAAAAAGAUUUACUACACAUAAACAAUAUAAAUAAACUGCAUAACCACCUUUCAGUUAGAACAUAACUGACUAGGAGAUACUUUCCAAGUUGCAUGUUUUACUGACUUAAAAAAAACAAAAACAUAGAUCUCUCUGUCACUUAUAUUCAUUUGCAAUGAUAAAACAUAAUAUAAGAAAGACUGCAAGCUUUGGGUGUUAGACACAGUUUUAACUGUUAGAUCUGGCAAAUGAGACUCACAGCAGGAUUUUAGAAAGGAUUUUGCUACUGAAUUUGGUGUAUUAUUUAUUAGUAGCCCAAAAAACAAUUGGUGGAUCUUGCUCAAACGUCACAUGCUCAAUCUGUUAAAUUAGAGCAAUUUAGGCGGUUUUUGUCUUUAUAAUCGCUGGUUAAUCUGCUUCCAUCUCUUUAGAGUAUAUACUUCCCAAAAAGCAUAUGGUUAGCUUGGAAUAAAUUGAGGCCUUUGUCUGACCACAGAAUAUAUUUUAGUGUCUGGCUUGUUGGUCUGAGUCACUAACGUUCACCAAAUAUUUUGUUUUCAAGCAAGCCAAACACAUCCCAAGCACUGUAUCCAUGGCUAUCUGUUCCCAAUGCCGAUCGCUCCAGGACCGGUCCCGCACCCGUCCUAUGACCCAACAGCAGGUAUGUGAACAUUCCUCUUUCUUGCUAGCUGUCUGCUAGACUUUUUACCUGUCUGUCUAUCAUUCUGUCUGUCUGUCUGUCUAUCUAUCUCUAUGUGAUUACAAUUUUAACACAUUUACAAAGUUUAACCCCUUAACCCCUUAAGGACACAUGACAUAUGUGACAUGUCAUGAUUCCCUUUUAUUCCAGAAAUUUGGUCCUUAAGGGGUUAAAGGAAGGGAUUUAAGCAGACUUUAAGAUAUAUUUUAUAUUUUAUAUUUAGAGAUGCCUACCGUAUGCUCUAACGAUAAUGAAAUCAACGUUAUUCAGCCCUUAUAUAAUUUCAAACAUCUCUACAAUGUGGAUAAUUCAAACUCCUUACAGUGUUCACAGGGAGAAAAUAUACCAUCUGCCACUCUAUAUAAAUCUUUUAAAGGUGACACAUUCCUAAAUCUACAAGGAGGGCAUUAAAAAAACUGAUGAGGCAGAUUCUCUGUCUCUUGUCCGAAUAUUACCUAUGUUGAUAAAAAUACAUAACGAUAAAAGAUCUUUAGCAUUUGGCAUACUGUGAAAUAUCAUUCUGAAAAAUUAUUCUGUGCUGUUUUACUUUUUUUUAAAAAAAUGUUAUCGCAUGCACGGCCAUUCUACAUUAGAACCUUAUCGUGUUCUACAUUAGUCAGAAGUUGCACUUAUCUACAGAACAUUUUUUAACAGAGAUUAUAGAGACUCAAACCUGGGAGAGUUUUAUCUCAAUAAUAUAAUUUUACCGAUGAGAUUAAUGUCCUGGUUUUCAAGAAGCUUUUAAACUCUAUCCAAAUAGAAAGCUAGUUUGCGUAUGAUACCUUGUAGGUGAUUUAAAAGGAUAAUAUGUGUUGUAGAAUUGCUUGAUUUACCGUAGGCAGUUUCUGCAUCAAGAAUAUUUAAGAGAAAAUGGAUCUCGCCAUAAACAUGGACUAAGACUAAUAAGCAGCAUGUUUUAUUGUAUUCAAUGUAAUUUAUGGAAGGAGUGUGAGAUCAUAGCUUAUAUGCAAUCUUUCCAAUUCAUCAGCCCCAUGGACUUUUAAUGUAAACAAACCUUGUCUAUAACCUUGGACUUGACAUAUGAAACGUUGUUCGAUAUUCAGUAUUCUAAUCUUAUUCGACCUUUGUUGGUAAGCACUUCAUUCCUAUAAAAUCCUUUGCUUCUUUCCAAUAUCCAUUACUGAAAAGUCUUCCAUGUGCUCCCAUGUUGUCCUUGACAAUUCUCCGACCUUUACUUUUUGUUAAGCACGAAGGUCCUGCCAAGGUCAUGAAAAUGCUAUAAAUCUUUCUCGGAAUGUUAUGGAAUAUCUAAUGAGAAUACAAAGGAGAUCUUUCUGUUAUAAAUUUUUUUUCCAUUUAAGCGACCCAAUCAAACAGUCAAAAAUGUAGAAAAAAAAUGAAAAAAACACAAUAAUGGCAACAAACAAAAUGGUUUUAGAUAACGACGUAGAAUUGAGCGUAGGAUGAAAAGUCCACCAUGGUUGAACUUGCUAUGAUUCACCAAAUGAGCCUUGCAAGGUGAAGUUCGUUAGUGCCAAGUUCAUUUAUUUUUAGAUGGUGGUUUGCGAAAUUUGUAAACUCAUCUUUGGUUGUAGGGGUUCUCCUUGCCACUCAGUCCAGUAGAAUAGUCUUAUUAAUAAAAAUAUUGACAAGGCAUCCAUUUGUUUAUUACGAGGCUAGAUGUUAUCAAUAGAUUUAUAAAUGGAUUCAAACUGCUUCAAGUCUACCUGUGAGUUGAUCCAAAUUCUAGCAACUAAUUUAAAAAGCUCAUGACACAUUUGGUAAGCGUCAUGACCCUAUGGAAUGUAAAUUAAUUUGCGUGAAGAGCCUUUUAAAAAUAUUAGUUUCAUGUGUGACAGCUCAUCUUUAUAUGUUUCUAAGUAAUAAAUUCUGGUCUGUAGAUCUUUUAAAUAUAUUGCAAUGAUGUCUGCUUGGAUUCUUUCAUGGGGUUAUUUUAAAAUAAAUGUAUUCAUAUUAGGUCAAAAUAGCAGAAUCGGACAAAUUCUUCAAGUCAUCUAAUUCUUCAACUUUUUUUAUCAUGUCCUAAAAUUUACAAUACUCUCAUCGUUUUCUGACAAUAUUCCAUUUCAUUAAUAAUCCUGUACAUGUUUUAUUUUAUGAGACCCAGCAUCCUUACAUGUUCCCUAUAGCUAACAUUAGUAAUGCAUUGCCAACCUGCUUUCUAAAAUCAUUAAAAACAUUAUUUUUUCCGUACCCGCAGAUAAUUACUGGAUGAAAUUGCAUUGGCAUUUUAUUCCCAAACUUGUGCAUGUGCUGCAUAUAUUAAGACGAUUAACCCAGACUCACCGUUAUAUUUUAGCUAGCAGUUCUUCUGCGCUUCAACCAAUAGGAAAUGUUGAAUUAAUGCACUAAUAAGAUUUUUAGCAGAAGCAUCACACAGUUCAAUCAAUAGCUCUAUCAAUGUAAAAAAUGCAUGCUCAGAAAUGUGCCAAAAUAAAAUGAGAUUUCCCCGCUAAUUGCAAUUUAUAAGCACUUUAUAAUUUUGCACUUUUAUAAGCACUUUGCAAUUGCACUGCUGAAUACACAAAUUUUAAACAGUUAAAAUGAAUAUUGUGUUACAUCCAAACAACAGAAAGUUAAAGAUUGUAAUGUGUGUCUACACAUACUGAAAUUAGCUCUGAAGUUAAUCUUUUUUUUUUUUGCAUUAUUGAAAACUAUUACAAAUAUAAAAAAAAAGGCAGCAAUUGCAGUUGAUGUCAGCCGACACUCGAGUUGCAUUGACCGAUGGCCGACAAAAAAGAUAAAGUCUUAAAAAAAUGAUAUCCUGCUUUAGCUUGAUGUUUUAUUGUUGACAAGAACAUUUCUAAAUAUCGAACCAGUUUACAAUAUGGGUAGCAUUUAAAUGAGACAGAAUUUUGGGGAAAAGCAUAGAUGCACAAAGACAAACAUGACAGAACACAAACAAACAAAGCUGACCAAAAAAAAAAAUACUUUAGAACUUUAUUAAGUAAUAAAAAAAAACAAAAAAACAAAACCAAGAAGGAUAAAAGUAACAAUAAAAAUAAAGCAAAAACCGAAACUUACAUCAUGGUAGACCUCUUUGUUUGUUUCACUAUUUUAAUAGACCAGUGGUUGUUGGUUGUUAUUCGUUUUUUUGUGUCUGCUGCCCAUUGUAGCUAAAACGAACACCGCUCUUUAAUAAGUAAACAUACAAAUAUAAUGAUGAAUUCUUAAUGGUAGUACAAAGCCUUAUCCUUGUGAACAUAUACAUGCCUGGAGGCAUAGGCAAAUUUACUGUAAAAAACAUAAAUUUUGUCCUAAUUGCAGAGCUAAAAAUUGUGGAAGCUUGAUAAGAGAAUUGCAAGUUUUGGUCAUAAUGGCCAAGCUGUUUAAAUAGAUGUUAUUCUACAGCCGGCUGAUGGUAUUUACAGUACCACUGGAACAGUGUAUGAAGGAGGACAUGUAUUCUAGAUUCCUGCUACCCGAGAGACAGCCAUAGACCCCCUAUUCCAUAUCCACCCUACUCCUAUAAAGUAUUUUUAAACUGUUAGAGCACAUCUUUAACCAACAGUUACUGAACAUUAAACAAAGCUAAAUGUUAACCGGUCUUUGGAGGGAUUACCAUGCUUAAACAACACAACUGUCUGUGUUUUCCUUGGCAGUGUAUCGAGGAUUCUGGACGGCGUUUAUAACUCUAGCUGUUGCUGCCAGUCUGGUGGGGAUCCUGCUUUUGGUGUGUGCCGUUCCCUUUGUGACUGCUCGCCUCUAUAAAGUAGGGGGUGGCUUCCUCCUCACUGCUGGUAAGAUGCCAAACGUCUGUAAUUAGAUACGCUGGUGGCUUUAAUCCCAACGUGUGUUGUUGUAUCUGAACCCAAAGGAGAACGCAAGAG